Vanrija pseudolonga is the source of this 711-nucleotide messenger RNA. It is a transcript of the gene GstD1, whose product is annotated as Glutathione S-transferase 1-1. The record is from RefSeq and is a predicted model, not a curated record. The transcript has a single exon. NCBI's taxonomy places the organism in Eukaryota, Fungi, Basidiomycota, Tremellomycetes, Trichosporonales, Trichosporonaceae. Bases 1 to 711 code for a protein of 236 amino acids.
AUGCCAGACUUCACCCUGUACCACCUCCCCGGCUCGAUGUCGACCGCGCCCCACUGGCUGCUGCUCGACCUGGCCCGCACGCAGAACGUGACCUUCGACACGGUCAUUGUCGACGUGCACGCCGGCGCGCAGUUCGACCCCGCCUUUUUGGCCAUCAACCCGAAGGGCAAGAUCCCCGCGCUCGUCGCGCACAACGACCCCACCUCCCCGGGCGUGGUGGUCACCGAGGCGCCAGCGAUCAUGUACUACCUCGCCUCGCGCUUUGCCCCCCACCUCAUCCCUGCCGCCUCGGCGCCAGCAGCCGACGUCGCGCGCUUCAACGAGGCGCUGGCGUUCUUCGCGUCCACGCUCUCCGCCGACAUCCGGAACUGGUUCUUCGCGGGCGAGGAGGGCGAGCGCCUCGUCCCCGGCUGGAGCGGCGCCGACGCCAACACCGUGCGCCGGCUCACGCGCCCGCGCCUGGAGAAGGACUACGCCUUCCUCGACGGCGUGCUCGCCGAGCGCAAGUUCGUCGCUGGCGACAGCCUCAGCAUCGUCGACUACCUCGUCGUCGCGGCCACCUCGCUCAGCACGGGCCUCCUCAGCUUCGCUGGCAAGCACGCGCACGUCAAGGCGCUUAUCGACAGCCUGCACUCGAGCGACGGGUGGAAGGAGCUCGUGGUCAAGGACAAGUUCGCCCCUGGCUCCGGCGACGAGGCUUGGGGCCUGUAG